Durusdinium trenchii is the source of this 2667-nucleotide messenger RNA. The record is from the annotation of a GenBank genome assembly. Lineage: Eukaryota; Dinophyceae; Suessiales; Symbiodiniaceae.
AUGGUGAAGUUGAUGGACGAUCAAGGUGAAGAAGCGGUUGUUGGCAGCCAGGGCUAUUGGCUUGACUUCGGCGAUUUUGUUUCAACCGCAGACCUUGAUGCAGAACACAUUGGAGAAAUCGGUUUCCCCAGAGAUUGGCCAAAUGUUUACGGAACUAGCAAAUCUUUGAAACAGUUGGUCGGGAAGAGAGGAAAGUGCGCUGGAAAGAAAGUGGGUGUUGUGCCUCUACCGGAAGCAUCGCAGCUAUCAUUGGUGAAUGGUCUGCAGUUUUAUCCCCUUCAGAGCUUCUCAAAUGCUGAAAAAGCUGCCAAAGUUGCUGGAAUUGAAGUGGUUCGUGGAUGGGCAGUUUACGAGCACCUUGACAAAGGUACCAGUGAAGCAUUUCUAGCAGAACGCUUUUGGUGGAAUGCCCUGUCUGAUGGGACAUGGGUGGAUUUUACACCAAGGCCGGCAAGGUUCCAGGAGAUGCUCUUAGCAGAGGCUGUUGAUGGCGCUCCAAAGAGCAAGGAACCUUUGACAAGCCGCCAGCAAACUCUCAUGCAGCGUUUGCUUUCACAGCGAUUUCCAAGCUCAAAUGACUCCAAUGCAUCCAGUCCUCCCCCACCGAAGGUGACCUCUCCUGCCUCAGCAGCUGUGACAGCGAAGGUCACCUCGAAAGUGCCUUCCAAGACGAAGACGCCAAUCCCAUCGUCGCACCUUGCGCCGAAGUCGUUGCAGGAACUCUGUCGUCGUGUACAGGCUGGUGAAUUGGAUGCCGUGAGGCAGCUGGAUGAAAAGGUACGUGGAGACGAUGAACUUUGUGUGCAAAUUGCCAGUGAAGGCUUGGCUACACCGCUUUCCAAAAUGCUUGGGGAAUCCAAACAUCAGGAGUCCGCUUUGAAGUUGAUGCUUCUUCUGACGGAUGCUGGUGUCUCACAGAAUGCGGACAUUGGGACCGAGAUGAUUGCAGGUGGCGCUGUGCCGAAACUGACCCAGCUCCUUAGUGCAACAGACUCCUUCACGCAAGAAAUGGCCGCAGCUGUCCUGGGCAACCUUUGCCACGAGAGCCCUCCAAAUCAAGACAAGUUAGCAGAUGCUGGCAUGUUUCAAAAGCUUGUGGAUUUGCUAUCCACAGCAGGAGGACCUGCUCAAGAGGCAGCAUAUGCAAUAUGGAAUUUGACCGUGGGUCAUGAAGAGAACAGUGAUGCCAUCGCUCGCCUGGGAGCAGUUCCAAAGUUGGCCGAGCUUCUGAAAUGCACAUCCGACAUUGCCCAAGAAAAUGCCGCUGGAGCCCUCAUGCACAUCACCAUCUCCCCAGUGGCACGUUCUGCGAUCGGCAGUGCCAUCCCAAAGCUCUGUGACCUUCUACAAGCAAGCUAUGAGCCUGAAGUAAGCACCCAAGCGGCUGGUGCUUUGCUUAACUUGGCCAGUGAUUCGUCCGAAUAUGCCAAGAUGAUUGUAGCCAAUGGAGCAGUGACUCACUUGGUGAACUUGGUAAAGGAAGGCCCUGAUUUGGCUCGAGAAUAUUCUGCUGGAGCACUGAUGAAUUUGACACGAGGCGACAUGGAGGUGGCCACCGCAGCCUCAAAGCUUGGAGCUAUUCCUGCUUUGGCUGCACUACUUUCCAAGCCUUCGGGACACUCGGAGUCUCUUGGAGCCUUGGCGAACUUGGCAAGCGGUAGCUCAGAACGGCAGAUUCAAAUCUACAAGGCACAAGUCACACGGAAGACCGUGUCACUACUCAGUGAUCAAGACAUUGAUGUGAGAAGGUCUGCAGCGGCUUUGUUGAUGAACCUGGGUCCACAUCCAAAAAUCAAAGAAAGAAUUGUCGAAGCAGGUGCUCUCAAACCCUUGGCUAAAGCAUUGAAAGAUAGUGAUGAAAUCCUGAAGGAGCGCGCAGCAGGUGCGUUGGCAAACCUUUUCAAUGACCAUGCCAGCAAUGUUCACGCAGGAUAUCAGCAGGCUCCUGAGAUGAUUGGAUCUUUGGUAGCUUUGAUUCAAGAAACUGGGCUGUCUGAAGAUGCAAAGCGUCAGGGUGCUCAUGCUUUAGCAAUGUUGGCCGCAGAAGACGGCCCUUGUGAUGCAGUUUGGCAAGCUGGUGCAGGUCAGCCCCUUCUGGCUCUGCUGAAGGAUAUGGUUGGUGAGGCAGCACUUGGCAUCAUGAAUCUCUCUUGGAGGUGGACAGAAGUGAAAGCAGAGCUCGUCAAGUGUGGCACUCUGGAGUACUUGAUGGACAUGCUGCGGCUUGGUGAUGAUUCAGCGAAAGAAUAUGCAGCAGGUGCUUUGAUGAACCUGACGGCUGGAUCUCCGGACAAUGCUGAGAAAGCUGCACCAGCGGUGAAGGACUUGACGGAGUUGUUGAAAGCAAAAGCCGUGCAGGCCGCCGAAUGGGCAGCUGGUGCUUUAGCCAACAUCACAAGAUCGGCUGAGGCCACGCAGAAAACCGCCAUUGAGCAUGGUGCUGCCACGUCCAUUGCAGCUUUGCUGCCAAAGGUCACUGCAAACAGCAUGAGUCUCGUGGUUCUGGCUUUGGCAUCGCUCGCUGACACACAAGCAGCAAGUGUGGCUAAAGCCCUUGGACCAGAAGCCAAGGCAAAGCUCAGAGAUUUCCGGGAUAGCAAUAAUCCAGAUUUGGCAGAAUACACCAAGGCCUUGAUUGACAAGCUUGGCUCAAACUUUUCUUUAUGA